Molecule: messenger RNA, 774 nt
Organism: Lodderomyces pseudojiufengensis
Lineage: Eukaryota; Fungi; Ascomycota; Pichiomycetes; Serinales; Debaryomycetaceae
Product: mitochondrial 54S ribosomal protein mL57
Exons: 1
Coding region: 1-774 (257 amino acids)
Biological process (GO): mitochondrial translation; RNA processing
Cellular component (GO): mitochondrial large ribosomal subunit
Molecular function (GO): ribonuclease III activity; structural constituent of ribosome
Source: RefSeq, a predicted model, not a curated record
AUGAGUAUACGACCACUACAUCACAUUACCUAUUCAACACUUCGAUCCAUAAGCAAACAAAAUCUAAACAACGUAGGCACUAAAAAUUUAAAGCUCACGAGAUCUAUAUAUUUACAUAAGGGACCAAGGAUAGAAGGACUAAAAAAAGAUCCAAAAGAAGUAUUUAUCAAUUCAAGCGGUAUUGAAUACGGUUUAAAUGAUGAAAACAUUAAAUAUAUUAAAUCAUAUUUGGGAGAGUCAUACAAAAUUCCCGACGAAAUUGCAUUACAAAUCAUAACUCAUAAAUCAUUUGGUAAUGGAAUAAAACCAUAUAAUGAGAAAUUAGCAGCUAUGGGAUCAAAAUUAUUGAAUUUAAGCCUAGCAAAACAUGUAAUUAGUAUAUCACAACAAAACAAUAACUCAAGUCAAUCGUCAUCAUCCUCAACAUCUCCUUCACCAUUGUCAACAUCUUCAUCAUCUAACCCAAAGCUCCAUAUCAAUGGUUUAAAUUUAUCAAUACUAGGCUCACCCACAUCCAAAGAGUUGAGUAGUAGGAAAUCAACAGGAUAUUUUGCAAAAUUCAAUAAUUUAAACAAAAUAAUGUUUUGGAAAUCAAGAAAUCCAACAUUAGGUUUUGAAUCAAGUGGUGAAUUGAAAGUAAGUUCUCAAUUGAUCUAUUCAUUAGUUGGAGCAGUGAAUUAUUAUUAUGGGAAAUCAAAAGCAGAAGAAUUUAUUAAUGAGAAACUUGUGGAUAAAUUAACUGAUAUUACUUCAGAUAUUGUAAAUAGAGUUUAA